AUGUCAAAAUUGGAUCUGUUAUUAUCCUUUGUGGAUGAUUUAGAUCGAAAAUCAAACCAUAUAAUAUCAUCAUUCGAUGCUUCCAACUCCCUAAUUAAUGACAUUUCAAACUUGCAUACAAACAUAUCCACGGCUGAUUUGACAAUUGAUUCAAUUAGUAACUUAUAUAAUGAUAAUUUGAAUUACCUAAGAGAAUUUGAUAACCUUUACGAAAAAUGCUUUUAUCUAGAAGCAAACCUUCAUUUAAAUGAUGAUGUCACUAAUCAAACAAGUUUUGAAAAAUUACAUAAUGAUUUUAACUACCUAUUGAAAAUUUUCAAAGAUAAAAAUAACUCUUGUUCGUGGCUAAAUCAUCAAGAUUUUGAUAUUGAAGAAAAAGAACCCGAAGAAGAAGUAAGCAAAGACUAUUCUUGUGAACUCGAUCCAAUUGAUAAUACUCCAUUAACCCCUGGUCUUCACAAGACAAUCUCCAUCUCCAAUUUGAAAUUAAAACCAAUCCGUUGUAAAUCUUCCAAAAUUUCCAAAAAGAAGUCUCGUUAUAGAUUAUCAUCAGCUUAUACCCUAAACCCACUCAUGAGCGGAUUUUCAACCCCUCAAGUUGCUUCUUCAAAUUCUUUCUUAUCUAAUAAUGACGAUGAUUUAUCCACGGUUAUCAUUCGUCGUAAUCGUGCUGACAUUGCCGCUAAUCCAAGCUCAACUAUAACUCCUUCAACAGGCUCGACUUGUCAUAAUCAUCCUCGUAAUGAUUUACCCCAACAAAGCGAUUCCCGUUAUUUACUGUUGAAUGCUCUAACCGACAACUCAACUGCUUCUUAUAUGGAUACUUCAAUUGACAGAACUACAAAUACUACUUUUGACCAACACACUUUUGGCUACGAUAAAAUUAAUCAUCAAAAUGAUUUAAACACAAUCAGCUCAUCCCCUUCAUUCUCAAAUAGAGCAAGAUCAAAUUCCCUACCAGAUCUUUCCAGUUGGCAAAAUUUAGGUAAGUCAAAUGAAGAUAGAUCACAUGAAUUAUCAAGCUUAAGACAUCAUAGAUUGAACCAUUUCAUUAGUUAUAAUGAUGGUUUCAAAAAUUUUAAUAAGUCAAGUUUCACUAGCAUGUCCGAAGAUGACGAAUUAGAUCGCCAUUCACAAACCUUUUCAUCUAAUCAAGUAAAUAUCGAUGAUGACGCUUUUGAGAACAUAUCAGUUUACUCCGAUAUAUCUUACGAUGAUUCUCCAUUUAACGACUCUAAAUCCUGUCACAAUGAAGAUUUUGAUAACUUUGAAAACUUUUUAAGAAAAUCAAGAAUUGACUUAAAUAAUGCAUUUCCAAAUAUUCAAACUCACGAUAAUCAUUUUGAUAAAAAAAAUUAUAGCUUUCAUAAUCCGAUUUCAAACAUUCAUUUUAAUCAAAAUCCAGAUUUAGGUAAACCAACAAUUGAAUCAAUUUAUUCCCAUCCAAAAGAACAGACUAAUACUUUAUUACCGGGGGCUCUAGGUAGAAGCUCCACCAAACUAUUGAAUGAGGUUAUUUCGAAAAAUAGUCAAUCUGGUACCCCGGCAAAAGAUCAGUCUCUGGCAUCUCCUACACCAAAAGGUAAAUCAAAAAAUUUUGCAUUAUUCAACUUAUUGACAUCUCCAUCGAAGAAAACCUCUUUGGGUUCUCGUGAUAUUCCUCAAGAAGAAAGAAGAAACAGCAUUGAUGUAAUAAGCAAGUCUCUUACUGAAACUUUCAAGAGUUUAGUCAAUAAUAACCCCUCAUUUAUUCAAGUUGGUCCAAAUGGUUCAAGAUCUGGUUACAUCUCUCCAUGCUCUAAUAAUCUUAGCUUAUCCUCUAGUGCCCCAACCUUCAGUUCUCUUGAAGGUAGCCCUAGACAGAAAGCCAAAAUCUCUCCACCUAAAAAGAUCAAAAGAAUGCAUAAUAAAGAUAAGAGAGACCCAAUAUCAAUAAAAAAUGAUAUUCAAAACCAAAGAUUACCUCCUACUAUUUCCAGACUGUACAAUAACCUGCAUAAGAAUUCCAAAUUACUCACCCCUUUACAAUUUCCUCAUGAGAAGAAGCGAGUUAAAAACGGUUAUCAUUCACAAUUGACUAUAGGUCCUUCUAAAACUAAAAUAAUUGAUCAUGGCGAAUCGUCAAUUUUUAGGAAGCCGUUGGUGAGUAAAAUCAGCCAUGAUUCUUUGAAACAAGCAUUAGCUGAAACUAUUAUCGAGAAUAAUGAUUAA
This is a messenger RNA of Hyphopichia burtonii NRRL Y-1933, 2211 nucleotides long. RefSeq lists its product as uncharacterized. The coding region runs from base 1 to 2211 and encodes 736 amino acids. The record is from RefSeq and is a predicted model, not a curated record. The transcript has a single exon. Lineage: Eukaryota; Fungi; Ascomycota; Pichiomycetes; Serinales; Debaryomycetaceae.